CCCUCCGGCUCGCCGUCCGCUCCCAGCGUGCACUGCGGCCGCGCGCUGGGGGUGCCAUGGCGGCCGCGGCUGCGAGCUCUGAUAUGUUUGACGACAUCGUGAUGGCAGAUGAAAGGUUUCAUGGUGAGGGGUAUCAGGAGGGGUAUGCUGAAGGCAGCCACCUUGGAGCUCUUGAAGGAAGGAGGUAUGGAUCACUCCACGGUGCCAAGAUCGGGUCUGAGAUUGGCUGCUACCUUGGGUUUGCACUUACCUGGCAGUGUCUGCUCCAGAACUGCAGGGAUGAAAAGACCAGCAAAAAGAUCAGGGCUCUGGAUUCAUUAAUAGGAAUAAUUCAGAAAUUCCCAUAUGAAGACCCCACGUAUGAUAAGCUGCAAGAAGAUCUGGAAAAAAUCAGAGGAAAAUUUAAACAGGUUUGUUCAAUGCUAAAUAUUCAGUCUGAUUUUAGAAUCAGUACUGAAAGAUCUUCACUAACAUUUUGAAUGUAACAGAUGAAGAUAAACAUGGAUGACCAAAGAAGAAGCAUUACAAGAACAGAUAACUGGAAAAGUUUUUAUCUGCUCUUAUUUUAAACAAAUAAAAACAAUGAAGAGGUGCUAAAUAUUAAAGGAGAAAGAGAAAAGCAUUGAACUUAAAAUUGUAUUUCUCAUAUGUCAUUUAACGUGUAUCAUCUCCAGGUUUUAUUUAGGAUCACUGAAGCACCAAUGUGUAAACCUGUUAGAUAGAAAUAUUCAUUUUAAUUCCUUAGCAGCCUUGCACUGUACCUUAAUUCCUGCAAAGAAAAAUGUUAGCAUUUGCAAAGUUUCCUUAUUUAAAGGAUGUAUGUUAUUUAAAAAUCUGCAUAUGCAGAUCGUUUGGUUUACACAAUGUGUAGAUAUUGUAGGUGAAGUAAAAUAUAGUCAAUUACCUGGACUUUAGAGUAGGAAUAUUUUUAUGGGCAAAGGGUAGAACGACAAAUGAAGUCAGAAUGUGGAGGAAAAAGAUAGAUACCUGCUAAUAAAGUAGGUGCAGCUCAGAACAUGAAAUUUGUACUUCCCACUAGUUCUGCAGAUUGAUCCAGUGUGGGGAAAAAACAUCACCAAACCCAGAAAGCUGCCAGUGUAAGUGAUCAGAGCUGUGAUGCUGAUUUAAUGCAUUAGUACACUUUAUCAAAGAAUAGGUUUUUAUUUUCCAGCCUUGAAAAUAUACUCUUUAAGUCUCAUUCCAAAAAAAUAGAUGCCAUCAGCUAAAUGUAUUCAGCUGUGUUAGUUUGAGAGGGAUAGAGUCCAUACGAAUUACUUUACCUGAAAGGUGUUUUAAGUUGGACUGCUGAACCUCUUGGCAUACCAUUUGCAACACAGUUACAUAGUGAGUUCUGGAACACUUUCCAUGAGUUGCAACAUACACACCUAUUGUGUGCCUUCAUAAAGAGAGAUGUGACUGCCAUGGAUAUUAGAAGCUUUGUGCAGGGUAAACUAUCUCAGGUGAAGGAUGUGUUUUGAUCUGGCCAUAUCCUUGGACAGCACUAUUUUGUGCCAUAUAGACCUUUACUUUUUACUUUUACAGCUUUUUUAUUGUACAAGAAAAUAGGCAACUUGAAUUUUUAAAUCUUUGCCAUGCAUUCACAUCUUGGAUAUGAAAGGCAUGCAUUCUGCUAAAAGUUUUGGAUUUUGGACUCUGAAGAUAAAACAGUUUUGCUAACUAUAUGGAGGGAGUUGUGUGCCUAUAAAUUGAUUUAUUUCAAAAUAGCCUCUUGUCUGUUGCCUGAGUAUCCGAGUAUGCCAAUAUCAGAGGCUUUUCUUAACUGGUUGGUGUACUUUUUUUUUUGUAUUUGUCUUACAUGGGUAAGUGUUCAAACAGCUUUGAUGCACAGAGUGUCGGUCGGAGCCAUCUGGUGGAGGAGGUCAGGGUAUUCUGUAAGAAAUACAUGAAAACAGUUAAAUAUUUAUAUAAAGUUCAUUAAAAUGGAGUGCAGAACACGGGUAUGCAUGAUACAGCUCUUCUAACUAUGUGUGAAUUUCUUCAAAGUAAAGUAAUGAGACAGAAUCAUCUGUAGAUGUUUCUCAAUUUGACACCUUGGAAGGAACAUGGCAGCAUUGUCUGUUUAUUUAAGGCAGUUUGAGCACAGCUGGCUUUUACUUGUUAUACAGUCACAUAACCAGAAAAAGCAUCAACCUGCAAAUAUCUGAAAAUAGAAACAAAACAAAAUACCCUGUAAUCUCAAUAAACAGAUAGGCACAAAACAAAAAGAUUGCACAUUUAACUUUAUAAUUUGACUAAUUUGCUAAUUUGACUUUAUAAUCACUUUAGAGAAAUCCAAAUUCAAAAAGUUGUCUCUGCAUCUAUAAACCAGUUUAGUUUUGCAAAUUGAAGUAUUUCACUUCAAUUUAAUGAAAGGAACCAAAUAUUCAUCUGUGAUAGAGUCAAAAUAAUUUUUCUUGAAGUCCAUGAGUUAUGCUUUGAAUAAACUCACCCUGGAUCUUGGUCUAAAACCAGACAGUUUUGUUUUUCUUCUGAAUGGUAGUACAAAGAGAAGUAAACACUGGAGGUGUUAGUAUUCAUAUUUUAAAAUGUGGCCAUUUUUGGAAUCUUUCUUUGUGGUUUACAAAAAUGUAUAUAAAUGCAAAGGGGAGCAACAUCAGAGCUCCAAGUGUCUGUGAAGCAUUUGGUCAAAUAGUAGUGUGUGAUAUGUAGGUUAUAUGCAAAGUGCUACUAUAGAGAUUGUAUUGAAACAGCAUUAUUUUUGUUUGACUGAGGAGAGAAAGGGUCUUUGCAGGUCAAGCAGUUAAUGAUUUAUUUUGAAAAUUGGUUUGGUGGGUAAUUUUCUUGUAUUGCUUUAAUUUUAUUGAUAACAACUAAUAUUAUUAGAAUAUAUUAUUCUAUAACUGUAUUUGUAUAUACACAUAGUUAACUAUAAAGAUUGUAGCAACCAGGAUUUCAGACUGAAAUAUGCCAGGUUUAGGGUUGCCUGUUGGGUCUUUAAUUCAGCUCCAUAUGUGUGUACAAACUGCUGGAGUCUCUUAUUC
Messenger RNA from Cuculus canorus (common cuckoo), 3002 nucleotides. It is a transcript of the gene LTO1, whose product is annotated as LTO1 maturation factor of ABCE1. The record is from RefSeq and is a predicted model, not a curated record. NCBI's taxonomy places the organism in Eukaryota, Metazoa, Chordata, Aves, Cuculiformes, Cuculidae. The coding region runs from base 57 to 479 and encodes 140 amino acids. The transcript has 5 exons.